Messenger RNA from Panicum hallii, 1285 nucleotides. RefSeq lists its product as uncharacterized. The record is from RefSeq and is a predicted model, not a curated record. NCBI's taxonomy places the organism in Eukaryota, Viridiplantae, Streptophyta, Magnoliopsida, Poales, Poaceae. Bases 471 to 1025 code for a protein of 184 amino acids. The transcript has 3 exons.
GCAGGCCCCUACGCAUCUGCUCGGUUUCCAACCGCAGCCUGGCUGCCCGACGAGCUCCUACACGCGGAGGUGUGGAGCGGCUGCUGGCAGAGUGGCAGCGCCGGCGACUGGGCUGGAUCCGGAGGACGGGCGAGCCGCUGUCCUGCGGAGGGAGAUCCGGCGUGGCUACGCCUGGAGGCCGGUGCGGGCGGGUGGUGGCGACUGGCCUCGCCUAAAGGCCGGGGCGGCGCCUGGAGAUAAGACCAGAUUAAAGACUCUUCCCCAUGAUCUUCUCUAUUUCUGCAAAACUGAUGCAAGAUUUCGUGGAGAAGCUUUGAUGUGCUGUUCGCUGGUCACUUGCUAGCUUUCCUGUCCUGAAUACUCUAGUUCUGAAGGGUUGGCCCUUGUGGUGCUUCCCGUUACAGGAUUUCACAUUUUAGCAGCACGGUGUUCAACUAAACAAGUCGCAGCAGCAGUAAGCAGGAAUCGAGAUGAAGUUCAGAGUUGUCUGCAGGAAGCUGUACGACUAUGUGCGCUACGACCUCAAGGAGAUCGCCUUCCCGUCGUCGCUGCCGGACCCUCCUCACUUCAAGAAGCGGCCUAAGCUCUCGUGGCACGACCGCUGGUGCAUCUUCAAGGAGGCCACCCGGCUGUACGGCGCGUCCUGGGUCAGGGACAUCGGCCCUGACCUCAGGCCCAACGACUACAAGAAGGCGGCCGAAGACGACGAGGAGGAGCCGUCCAAUGGCAGGCCCGGCUCUGACAAUGGCAAGAAGGGGAAGAGCAGCGAGCCCAGCGUGCUGGAGGACCUCGCGGUGGCGGCGAGGGGCGGCGCGGAGACACUGAAGCCCGCGCUGAGGCGCAUUUACAUGGCCCGCGCCUCGACGUACACGGACGCGAUGAAGAAUUUCGUGGAGACGUACCAGGAGGGGCUCAAGGACCAGCUGCAGGAGAAGGCUGCUGAGGGGGAUGGUGGCCGUCACCAACCGCAGCAGGGCGAGGAGGCAACAAAGAAACAACCGCCGCCACCACCACCUUCAUCAUAAUCAUCAUCAGCGGUUUAUCCCUGCAGAUGAUCAGUGCCAUACUGCCAACGCAAGCUCUGCUUACACUUGCAGCAGGGCCUUGAAUUUGUUGUGCGAUCCGCUGGUGUGAUGGAUGGUACAUGCGGCCAUAAUAAUGUAUCGCUUGAGCAAGGAUCUCUCCAGUUUCAGCUGGUUAUCAUGCAGUCUAAUUCUGCAAAUCUAGGUGAUGCGAACUAGUACACGCUGGCACUAACAUAUGUAUGUGAUCACGACUGCCAUUA